Messenger RNA from Centropristis striata (black sea bass), 999 nucleotides. Its product is annotated as GTPase IMAP family member 7-like. The coding region runs from base 46 to 999 and encodes 317 amino acids. The transcript is spliced from 2 exons. The record is from RefSeq and is a predicted model, not a curated record. Lineage: Eukaryota; Metazoa; Chordata; Actinopteri; Perciformes; Serranidae. Gene Ontology annotation, molecular function: GTP binding.
CGCAGGACAGUCGUCUGGUAGAUCCAAGAUAUUUCUUCCAACAACAUGGACGACUCAAACAAGAGAAUUGUCAUCUUAGGAAAACCUGGAAUUGGGAAAAGCAGCCUGGCUAACACCAUAUUUGGAGAGAAACGGUUCAGGACCUACAGCGCUCUUGACUCUGAAACAAAUAAAUGUCAAAGAGAAACCAAAUCUGUCAACGGAAGAAGAAUCACUCUGAUCGACACUCCUGGUUACUUUGACACAGAGAGACCUGAGGAGGAGCUGAAGGCUGAGAUAGUGAGGUGUAUCACAGAGUGCUCUCCUGGGCCUCAUGCUUUUCUCAUUGUGCUUAAAGUGGAGAAAUUCACAGAGCAAGAACAGGCUGUCAUCACAAAAAUAAAGCAACUCUUUUCUGAAGAAGUCUACAAAUAUGCAACGGUUCUCUUCACUCAUGGUGACCAGCUCCCUGAAGGACAGACAAUUAUGGAGUUUGUCCACCAGAAUCAGCUUUUGAGUGAUGUGGUGAAGAAGUGUGGAGGCCGCUGCCACGUAGUCGAUAAUAAAUACUGGAAGAACGACCAGCAGGAUGAAUACAGAAGCAACAAGUUCCAGGUGAAGGAGCUCCUCAAGACAAUAGAUGAGAUAACUGAGGCAAACAGAGGAGGCUGCUACACCAAUGAGAUGCUACAAGCAGCAGAGGAAAUGAUCCAACAAGAGGAGGAGCGCAUUAGAAAGUCAUCACCAAACAUGUCAGAGGAAGAGAUCAGAGAGCAGGCUAAGGGCAGAGUAUCUGAGAAGUAUACGAUCAAACUAGCAGGUUUUACAAAAGGGGCAUUGAUCGCAGCUUUUUGUGGGUUAGCAUUGAGUGGAUCAGUGCCAGGUGUAGCAAUAUUUGCUGCUGUUGGAGCUGUGAUGAUCGGAGGUUUGAUAGACUAUAUUCAAAGUGAGGGAGCAGGCACACCACAGGGAACAGCAGAAAUGGUAGAAGAGGCUGUUAUGACUGAUUAUCACACCUAA